AUGCCCAGCUUCCUCAUCGUCCUGGUCUGCCUCAUCUUCAGCGUGCUGUCCACCAUCGAGCAGUAUGCCGCCCUGGCCACGGGGACCCUCUUCUGGAUGGGUGGCGCGAACAGCGACGGCAAACGGAAGGCCGUCCCCCAGCAGCGCAAGAAUCACACGGCCGCUGUGAGCAGACGCAGCUUCCUCAUCGUCCUGGUCUGCCUCAUCUUCAGCGUGCUGUCCACCAUCGAGCAGUAUGCCGCCCUGGCCACGGGGACCCUCUUCUGGAUGGAGAUCGUCCUGGUGGCGUUCUUCGGGACGGAGUACGUGGUCCGCCUCUGGUCCGCCGGCUGCCGCAGCAAGUACGUGGGCAUCUGGGGGCGGCUGCGCUUCGCCCGGAAGCCCAUCUCCAUCAUCGACCUCAUCGUGGUCGUGGCCUCCAUGGUGGUCCUCUGCGUGGGCUCCAAAGGGCAGGUGUUCGCCACGUCGGCCAUCAGGGGCAUCCGCUUCCUCCAGAUCCUCCGGAUGCUGCACGUGGACCGCCAGGGAGGCACCUGGAGGCUCCUGGGCUCCGUGGUCUUCAUCCACCGCCAGGAGCUGGUGACCACCCUGUACAUCGGCUUUCUGGGCCUCAUCUUCUCCUCGUACUUCGUGUACCUGGCCGAAAAGGACGCAGUGAACGAGUCAGGCCGCGUCGAGUUUGGCAGCUACGCAGAUGCGCUGUGGUGGGGGGUGGUCACAGUCACCACCAUUGGCUACGGGGACAAAGUGCCCCAGACGUGGGUCGGGAAGACGAUCGCCUCCUGCUUCUCCGUCUUCGCCAUCUCCUUCUUCGCGCUGCCGGCGGGGAUUCUCGGCUCCGGCUUCGCCCUGAAGGUCCAGCAGAAACAGAGGCAGAAGCACUUCAAUCGGCAGAUCCCGGCGGCGGCGUCGCUCAUUCAGACCGCGUGGAGGUGCUACGCGGCCGAGAACCCCGACUCCUCCACCUGGAAGAUCUACGUCCGGAAGCCUUCCCGGAGCCCCGCUCUGCUGUCUCCCAGCCCCAAGCCCAAGAAGUCUGUCACGGUCAAGAAAAAAAAGUUCAAACUGGACAAGGAUAACGGGGUGAGUCCCGGGGAGAAGAUGCUCACCGUGCCCCAUAUCACGUGCGACCCCCCGGAAGAGCGGAGACCAGACCACUUCUCUGUCGACGGCUACGACAGUUCUGUGAGGAAGAGCCCCACACUGCUGGAAGUAACAACACCGCACUUCAUGAGAACCAACAGCUUCACUGAGGACCUGGACCUGGAAGGGGAGACACUGUUGGCACCCAUCACCCACGUCUCACAGCUGCGGGAACACCACCGGGCCACCAUCAGGGUCAUCCGGCGCAUGCAGUACUUCGUGGCCAAGAGGAAGUUCCAGCAAGCGCGGAAGCCUUACGACGUGCGGGACGUCAUUGAGCAGUACUCCCAGGGCCACCUCAACCUCAUGGUGCGCAUCAAAGAGCUGCAGAGAAGGCUGGACCAGUCCAUCGGGAAGCCCUCGCUGUUCAUCCCCGCGUCAGAAAAGAGCAAGGACCGUGGCAGCAACACGAUCGGCGCCCGCCUGAACCGGGUGGAAGACAAGCAAGCGCGGAAGCCUUACGACGUGCGGGACGUCAUUGAGCAGUACUCCCAGGGCCACCUCAACCUCAUGGUGCGCAUCAAAGAGCUGCAGAGAAGGCUGGACCAGUCCAUCGGGAAGCCCUCGCUGUUCAUCCCCGCGUCAGAAAAGAGCAAGGACCGUGGCAGCAACACGAUCGGCGCCCGCCUGAACCGGGUGGAAGACAAGGUGACGCAGCUGGACCAGAGGCUGGUGCUCAUCACGGACAUGCUGCACCAGCUGCUCUCCCUGCACCGUGGCAGCCCCCCGGGCGGGGCCCCUGGCGGGGGUGGGGCCCCCACAGUCCGGCCCUGCGGCAGCGGCGGCACCAUCAACCCCGAGCUCUUCCUGCCCAGCGGCUCCCUCCCGACCUACGAGCAGCUGACCGUGCCCCAAAGGGGCCCCGACGAGGGGUCCUGAUGGGGGCUUGGCGGGGGGUGGAGAGGGUAGGCCCUCUCGGCGGGGGCCACCCACCUGGCCAUGGCCACCUCCUGGAGGGCCGAGAGAGAGCAGCCCCAUGUCCAAGGCCCCGCCCAGACCCCGUGGGCCACGCUGUCUGGCACAGCCUGAGCUUGGGGGUCCACCAAGGCCACCUCUUCCUGGCUGGGUGGUACUAGAAGUUGGCUGGGUGUGGGGCCCCUCUAAGGUCUGAGCUGUCACUCCUAGCGCCCGGCCCCCACAGCCUGAGGAUGACAUCACUUGUGUGGUGGUUGGGACACAGUGAGGGCUUCAGGGUGGCCUCCCAGGGCCCGGCAUCCAGGGUGCCCAGCCCAGCCCGUGUUUGGCCAGGAAGCAGCACGGGCUGAGAGCAGGCCCACCCUGCUUGGCCCGGGGCUUCCCGAGGGGAGACAGAGGGACAAAGGCCGUCCUCAAAUCCAGGCCCAGCCCAAGCCAACUAAAGCGAGGCUACGAUGAAUGUCCAGGAGCCACUCCGAGGGCCCUGGCUCCCUCCUCUCAAGAGACGCUGACCCUAGGAGCAGGGGACUGCGGGGCUGCCCCUGAGGCCACAGGUCCCAGUGAGGGACAGGUCACCGCUGCCCCAGGGCACGUCAGAGUGAAGGGUGUCCACCUCCCCUGCUUUGGACUGGCAGCUCCUCCCGCCAUGCUGGAAAGGAGGGUCCCCCGAGCCCCGCCAGGUGUGCAGCCCCUGCUCCAGUUCCCAGUCCGAGCAGCUGGACAGACACCGGGGACACCACGUCCCCACCCACCCCCGGCCAGCUGCCGAGCUGA
This is a messenger RNA of Propithecus coquereli (Coquerel's sifaka), 2832 nucleotides long. RefSeq names its product potassium channel, voltage gated KQT-like subfamily Q, member 1 (gene KCNQ1). Gene Ontology annotation, molecular function: voltage-gated potassium channel activity. Lineage: Eukaryota; Metazoa; Chordata; Mammalia; Primates; Indriidae. Gene Ontology annotation, cellular component: membrane; voltage-gated potassium channel complex. The record is from RefSeq and is a predicted model, not a curated record. Bases 1 to 2022 code for a protein of 673 amino acids. Gene Ontology annotation, biological process: transmembrane transport; potassium ion transport. The transcript has 21 exons.